Molecule: messenger RNA, 3414 nt
Organism: Rhizophagus irregularis DAOM 181602=DAOM 197198
Lineage: Eukaryota; Fungi; Glomeromycota; Glomeromycetes; Glomerales; Glomeraceae
Source: RefSeq, a predicted model, not a curated record
AUGCAUACCUCAACUAUUUCUGACCAAACUGUUCGAGGAACUCUCGCCCGCUACAACGGCGCCGGCCUUUUAGCUGGUAUCCCAUCACAUAAUGAUAUUGUGGCAGAAUUCGAUAAUGGGAUGACCACUAUACUUCAACAAAGCCUAUCCGGCAAGCAACCCAUACAUUUCAUGCCUACUGAAGUUAGUGAUGAUAUCGAGGGGUAUUCCUCCUAUAUCUUGCGUAUCACUGGUUCUUUGAUUAAUGGGCAAAAGGUGGUCGUGAAUAUCACAGGUAUCCGACCAUUCUUCGAUGUUGAAGUACCUGAAAACCAUUCCCCCUCUUCACUUAAGACCACAUUAGCACGCAUUUUAUCAGUUACACUCAAAAAUACAACAAAAUUUGGGUUUGAGGAUAUUCGUGCUUUUCCACUUCAGGGCUAUUAUACAGAAAAGAAAGCAUAUAUCCGUAUAAGGACGUGGAACCACUUUGAUCGGUAUAAUGCCCUAAAAGCAGUUCGUGAAGUCGGCAUUCGUACAGCCUCAGAUGAUCUAAACUGCCAGUAUUAUUACCGCAAAGUAGCUCGCGAGGUGCCUAACGCAAAAUAUGAUAAAGACAGAGUGUUUAUGAUUUGUAUGACAGUGCAUUGGAAAGAUGAUCCCGAACUGUUAAAACAAAUCUGUCUUGUCGAUGUUGAAACAGCACCAGAGCCAGGCUGGAUCACAAUUGUAUGUGGAUCCCAGACAGAUUUAAUAAAAGCAUUCACUUUAUGUUGGAAACUUCUAGCCCCAGAUAUACACAUAGGAUUUAACGAUUCUCAAUACGAUUGGCGGUUUAUUGUAGAGAAAGUUAAUAAAUUAGGAGUUCUCGAAUGGAUGUUCAAUCAUAUGUCAUUCAAGCCAUCGAGCCUGGAAAAAAUUAUAAAAUGGGAAUAUCGAUAUAAUAUGAUAAAAGCUGAAAAGAGUAGUUUAGCAUUUUACCUAAAUGAAUGUGGGCUUGAAAGUAAAAUGGAUAUGCCUAUUCACCGCAUGAACAAAUAUUAUGAAAGGGCAUUAAAAGAGCCAGAUUCCAUGUCGGCCGAACAAAUGCGUGAAGUGGCCAAAUAUUGUAUUAUCGACGCUCUUAGUUGCCAGCGGUUAAUGGUAAAGCAUAAUGCAAUUAAUGAGUAUAGAGAGGUGGCAUCCGUAGCCUUCUUAUCAUUAUUUGAUGCACAUUAUUUUGUGGGAGGUAUGAAGGUUUGCAACCUUUUAAGUGCUAGCGCAUGGCAAAGAGGGAUCCUAACCAGUAUGAUUUCAAGCCAACAAACAGAAACUGGAAAAUACCCUGGAGCCUAUGUUUUCCCACAAGUAAAGGGUCUCGAAAAUAGACGUCCUGUAACUGGCUUAGAUUUCGCAUCUUUGUAUCCAAGCCUUAUCAUGACAUACAACCUUUCGCCCGAUAAAAUGAUUUUAUCUCGAGAACGUGCUGAACAAAGUGAAAAAGGUCUCUAUGCCAUUGUGUUAGAAUAUUUAUCUAGUAAACGGAAUGAGAUGAAAAAACGUCUCGCUCCCUUGAAAGAGAAAAAGGAAAACAUGGAUCUGGUAAUUGGUUUAAUGGAUAAAGGUUUAUCAUUACCAGGAGCUAUUGAGCAAGUCUUAGCAACUACAGAGGAAAAAAAGCGUGCCAGCCUUAGCAAAAGUUUACAUCAUUUUAUUAAUAAGAAAAAACAUGAAUUUAUAGCAGAAUAUGAUUCUAUUUGUUUCGACUGCUCUUGCUUAGAUGCGAAACAAUAUGCUCUUAAGGUGUACAUGAAUACAUUUUAUGGCACUGCUGGAGAUAGUAAAUCCCCCUUCUUCUUGCGUGAACUUGCUGGGAGUGUUACUUCGGCUGGACAGAGAAAUAUCAAAUUCGUUGCGGAUUUCGUCAAGAGAAAGGGAUUUGGAAUAAAAUAUGGUGAUACGGAUUCCUUGUAUCUAGUCUGUCCAGAAGAACGCUUCCAGAGGUGUGAUGAGGCUUAUGAUAGUGGCAACGGGAUCUCAAAAGAAGAAUAUUGGUCUCGAAUGGUGGAAAUCUCUAUGGUGGAAAUGGAAAAACUUCGUGAUGAAGUUAAUGACUUUCUCAAGGAAGAUAACGGAUCCCCUUAUCUUAAAAUGGCAUAUGAGAAAGUCUUAUUUCCGGUAGUAUUUACUGGAAAGAAAAAAUACUAUGGUAUCCCGCAUGAAAGCAAGCCGAACUUUAAUAAAAAGCUUUUCAUUCGGGGAGUUGAGGUUGUAAAGCGGGGGCAGUCUAAACACUUUCGUGAGGUGGGUAAGAAGGUCAUGGGAGAAUCUAUGAGGCUGGAUAAUACUCGCACCUUGCGUCGGAUUGUGGAGGACGUGCUCAAAGAGACCAUAAAUGAUAUUUCACAGAUAGAUCUUAAUGGGGUGAUUAAAACUGCUGUGUGGAAGCCCGAUAAGAAUAACAAGAGUGUUCAGCGUUUUAUUUCACGAAUGCGAGACAGACAUACUCGUGAAGAAGCAGACGCCAAACGGCUCAUAAAAAGAGGGCUAACAUCCGAGCCUUAUCUUUAUGAAAUCCCAGAACCGGGUGAGCGUUUUGAGUAUGUUGUAGUUGAGAAUAAUUCAUCAGAUAAGGUCGGAGAUAAAAUGGAGUAUCCAGAGGUAGUGAGGCGAUUAGGUAAAAAGAUCGAUAUCAGCUAUUAUCUGAAAACCGUCGUCGGCCUCUGUGCACGAUUUAUUAAAUAUGAUGAAAGUUUCCAGCCAUCAUCUGAAAUUGUGCUGGAGGCCUUAAAAAAGUUGAAAGAUGCUAAUAAAGCGGGUGAUAAUAAAGCGGAUGACGGUGGGGUGGAUGGAGAUGACCUGGAUGAAGACGAAGAAGAUAAAGAUGAAAUGGAUGAAGAUGAGGUAUCAAAAAUAAGAGAUGUCUUAGCGCAGAAAUUGGCUGAAAAGUGGAUUAGGGGGUAUAUCAAAAGCCUACGUGAUGGUCCGAAAAAAGAUAAAACCAUCAUAUCUCAUUUAUGGGAAGGGGCACGCAUUUACGAGAAAAAAUUAUUUGAUACUAAUUAUGCCAACAAGGGAGAACACCUGACUAACAAUGCUUAUUACCAAUCAUUACUCAAUGCGCUAGAUAAGCAAGAAGAAUCCAUCCGCUUAAAACUUUCAUCAUUGCUUAAAGAAAUUUCAGAGGUUGAUAUAGAGUAUAGAGACAGUAUGUAUAAAUUAGUUACUAAGAAGAGACACAGAGCAAUAUCCUUAGAACAAUAUUUAACAUCAUAUUAUUUGGAUGAGUGGGUCCCAAAGGGACCGUGUAAGCUACUAGCAGAUUUCAGAAACAUAUGGUACAAAGUGGUUGGCCUAGAAAUCACACGCUACCGAACAUUAUCAAAAUUACAGGAUAGCAAAAAAGAUGAUUCAUCCGAAUCAGAUAUAGACGAGAUUAUCGAAUUAUAUGGAUAA